CUCGUUCUUCCUGAAAAAGAAUUACUCGCAGGAAUCAGAGAAUGGCUUCAAGUCUAUUAAGAGCCCUAACAAGAUCGUCAAAUCUGGCUUCAACCACCAGAAAUUUCAGUCUCGUCACCAGCCAAAUUAGCAACCACACUGCUAAAUGGAUGCAGGAUACUUCCAAGAAAUCUCCAAUGGAGCUGAUAAAUGAAAUUCCUCCCAUCAAGGUUGAAGGCAGGAUUGUUGCAUGUGAAGGAGACACUGACCCUGCACUUGGACAUCCAAUCGAGUUCAUUUGCCUUGACUUGAAGGAGCCAGCUAUAUGCAAGUACUGUGGCCUGCGCUAUGUCCAGGAUCACCAUCAUCAUUAGGAGUUUGGUACCAUUUUUAUUUGCAAAGAUAAACUGUAUGUUGUUGCUAUUUUUAUGCAAUUUAUGUCUCUCUUUAUCAUCUUGUUCUGGUCUUAAAUGCUUGCUUGGUGUUUAAAAGUCCAUGUAUUUUUAAGUGAUAUUUCAAUAUCAAUAUCAAUUGAAUAAGGAUUUGACAUAA
Mercurialis annua (annual mercury) is the source of this 531-nucleotide messenger RNA. RefSeq names its product NADH dehydrogenase [ubiquinone] iron-sulfur protein 6, mitochondrial. Lineage: Eukaryota; Viridiplantae; Streptophyta; Magnoliopsida; Malpighiales; Euphorbiaceae. Bases 42 to 353 code for a protein of 103 amino acids. The transcript is spliced from 3 exons. Gene Ontology annotation, biological process: mitochondrial electron transport, NADH to ubiquinone. The record is from RefSeq and is a predicted model, not a curated record.